Messenger RNA from Thamnophis sirtalis, 893 nucleotides. Lineage: Eukaryota; Metazoa; Chordata; Lepidosauria; Squamata; Natricidae. The record is from RefSeq and is a predicted model, not a curated record.
GUGUGGGGGAUGCUCCAUGGAAAUGAGAAGCCACACCAUGUCCUACCUCACCUCCCAUGUCCAGCCGGUCCACCAGCCCUACCUCACCCUGUGCCCGGGAAACAGGCUCUGCAGUACAUACAGAACAACCUAUAAAGUUGGACAUCGCCAGGCUUAUCGGAAAGUUUCCCACCCAGAAUACGUUUGCGGCCCUGAAUGGAAGCGGAGAAAUGCUUUCUCCCCGCUCGGAUGUCCCACAGCUGCUAUUUGCCGCCCACCGUGCCCACCCAGCCGGAAAUGUUCGCUCCCAAAUGACUGCGCCUGCCCUGGAUGGACCGGGAGGUGUUGCCAGACAGAUGUGGACGAGUGUGCGAUGGGGAAACACGGCUGCAGCCAGCUUUGCAUCAACACGGCCGGAAGUUACCGCUGCACUUGCCAUCCAGGGUACGAGCUCCAGGCGGAUGGACAAACUUGCCGGGCUCUGAAAGUGCCCCCCACCCCAGCUCCCCCAGGAAGUGACAGCCUUCCCGUUCCAGACGAAGUGAGGGAACUGCGAAGCAGGUUGGCCGCUUUGGAAGAAAAGUUCCAGCUCGUUUUGGCACCAUUUCUCAAACUGGAUCUGCCUGGUGCCGGAGAGGGCCCUGGGACAGCAGAACCCAUCAGCCUGGUGGUCCACCUGAUCCAGCAACUGGACCGAAUAGAUUCACUCAGCGAGCAGAUCUCUUUCCUGGAGGAGCGGCUGGAAACCUGUUCCUGCAAGAACCGUCUCUGAGGCUGAAGGAGGUUGGAGGUCCGCGUUCCCACUGUUUUCCUGGUGUGUCUCUCUGUUGAGUAGCAACUGAGCCCUGUUCCAGCAACCAAGCCAAGCGAAGGCAGCGGAGAGGAUUAAGCGGCUGGAAAUAUCACGUUCUCAG